Thalassophryne amazonica is the source of this 2817-nucleotide messenger RNA. It is a transcript of the gene tmprss7, whose product is annotated as transmembrane serine protease 7. Gene Ontology annotation, biological process: proteolysis. Gene Ontology annotation, molecular function: protein binding; serine-type endopeptidase activity. Lineage: Eukaryota; Metazoa; Chordata; Actinopteri; Batrachoidiformes; Batrachoididae. The transcript is spliced from 18 exons. The record is from RefSeq and is a predicted model, not a curated record. Bases 227 to 2743 code for a protein of 838 amino acids.
GGGAGGGUUUCCAUCAGAAUGAUCCUCAUUUCCUCACUGCUCACCUGUGCUGAAGGAUCCUGUUUCAUGCACCUGUCGGCUGUGCGUCUUGGGCACAGUGCGCUGUGUGACUACGUACUCUGUUCUGUUUUGUUGUUGUUUAUAAGCCAGUUUUGUUCCCCCCAAAGGACAAAAUGGCUUUUACAAACUUUAAAAUUAGAUAGGAACCUGACGGGAUGCCUGUGUCAUGGGCACAGAGUGCAGAGAGAACGAGCAGACGAGUGGAGAUGAUGAUGCGUCUCAGCAGGAUGCUACUAGUAUUGCGGAUGUGUCUGUGGAGGUGGCCACAGUGGAUCACACUCUGCAAAAGCUACGCAGAAAGUGCAGGAGACGCCGACAGAAGACCAGCGAACUGAAGAAACUGUGGUCCCGGUUGUUGAACAUUCAGUAUCUCAUUGUCAUUGUUGCAGUAGUGGUUUUUGUGGUGGUAGUGAUCAUGUGGUCACUGCUGUGGGUGUUUAUAUUUCGCAGGGAAAGCGACAGUGGAGCAUAUUUCGCUGGGAUGCUCCGGGUUGCCAAUGUUGACUUCAUCCCAGAGUACCGCCAGGCCGAAUCCCAAGAGUUUGUAUCCAUGGCAAACAAAAUACAGCAUGUGGUGAGCAACGUGUACAAGAUGUCCUCAGUGGCAAGACUCUACAAGCAUGCUGUCAUUUCAGAUCUCAGUAAUAACAAUAAAGGUGGUGUCCUGGUGCAUUUCUGGAUGGUGUUUGUGGUCCCUCGUCUGAAAAGCCCAGCAAUGUGUGAGGAGUGUGUCUGGGCCAUUCUCAGAGAUUCUGUGUACACCAGCCUAAGGAACCGCUCCUCUGUGGGCUACCUGCUUGGCCUACCAGUGGAUAUAGACUCCAUUCUCAUUAAUGCUGUGCAGCGCUCAGAUUAUACAUCAAAUGUAGCAGGCUCGCAGUGUGUCGAUAAGAUGUUUGCCAAUCUUCUUGGGGCAAGGGUCCCCUUAAAUGUCUUCUCAUCAUGGGGUGGAGUGAGUUGCCACAUAAAGCUCACUUCCAUCCCAAACUCCCUGAUCCGCUUAACAAUCGCCUCAUUUCUGAUUGAGCCCAGCGCCUGUGUAAAUGAUGGCCUCACUGUGUAUGAUGCUCUGCUGCCCAUGAGAGGGCGCAUUCUCCACAGGCUGUGUGAUCCCGUGUCCAGCUCCUUCUCCCUGGUGUCUACCUCUAAUGUCAUGCUGCUGUCCUUUAGAAUGACUAAUGGCAACAAGAGUUUCAGAGGGCACUUUGAGGCCAUCGCCGAUGAAAUGUGUCUGUCUCACAUUGAGACCCAGUUACAGUCUCACAUCACUGGUCAGAUCUACAGCCCCUUUCACCCCAGUUUGCUUCCACCUCACUGCUCUUGCACCUGGAGUUUUCAGACCCCUGACCCUGCUUUAGGAAUUGCACUGCAUUUUAAAAACUAUGUGCUGAAACCAAAGGACAUGAAGGCCUGUGAUCAUGGCUGGUGGAAGGUCAAUGAAAUCAUUUACUGCGGAAGCUAUGUUGGCCACCACACUGUGUUUCGUAUAGAUGACUACAGCACAGAGGUGGAGUUUCAGUGCAGUUCACGCAUCUCUGCUCAGCCUUUUCAAGCAUCUUACAGCAGCUACAAUAUCAGCCAGCCUUGUCCAGAAGGACACUUCUUGUGCUCCACAGGACUGUGUGUAGACAAGAGUCGACGCUGCGAUGGCCUGGAUGACUGCCAGGAUGAGAGCGAUGAGAUCUUCUGUUCGAGCCCAACAAAGAACUGUGGUGGCAACAGUCCUGUUCAUCCUUUUUUUGUUUGCAACGGAGAGACAGACUGCGUUAACGGCAGAGAUGAGCUCAACUGCACACAGGAAACCACCUGCUCUGCCAUCAGAUACCAAUGUACCAGUGGCUUAUGUAUUCUAAAAAAGAAUGCAAAAUGUGACGGUAUUCCUGACUGUCAGGACCACAGUGAUGAGGACGACUGUGCUUGUGGUCAUCCCUCCUCUACGCAGAAAGUGGGUACAUUUACCGACCUUGAGCGCAUUGUGGGUGGAGAUAAUUCAUUGGAGGGGGAGUGGCCAUGGCAGGUCGGCCUCCACUUCUCCAGCAACUUGUACUGUGGCGCUUCGAUCCUGUCCUCUGAUUGGCUCAUCUCUGCUGCCCACUGUUUUGUCAAGGACAGUCUUUCUGACCCUCGUUACUGGAGGGCUCACCUUGGAAUGCUAUCUCAGGGCAGUCCCAAGCACGUGGCAGAAAUUCAGCGGAUUGUGGUGCAUGAGUAUUACGACGCACACACCUUUGACUAUGACAUUGCCCUGCUGAAACUGAAGAAGCCUUGGCCUUCAUCCCUCAGCCCCCUGGUCCAACCUGUGUGCCUGCCACCCACAUCACACGUGGUCACCGACAAUCACCGCUGCUGGGUCACUGGGUGGGGCUACCGCUCCGAGGAGGAUAAGGUGCUCCCCUCAGUGCUGCAGAAAGCAGAGGUGUCCAUACUGGGCCAGAGUGAGUGUAAGAAGAGCUACGGCCUUGUGUCACCACGCAUGUUGUGUGCCGGGGUGCCCUCUGGAAAGCAGGAUGCCUGCAGGGGGGAUUCAGGUGGCCCUUUGUCCUGUCAGGCACCAGGUGGUGGGCGCUGGUUUCUGAUUGGCAUCGUCAGCUGGGGUGCAGGCUGUGGAAGGCCAAAUCUACCAGGGGUCUACACCAGGGUCAACAAGUUCACCUCCUGGAUCCACAGCCAUAUCACGACAUAACAGACCUCUGAUUCAUCCAGUGGCCAGCAGGCCUUUAAAUAUUUUCACACCAAAUAAUAAAAGCAUCAUCACAU